AUGGCCUCCGCCCUGGAGCAGUUCGUCACCAGCGUCCGCCAACUCUCCUCCCAAGGGCAAAUGACUCAGCUGUGUGAGCUGAUCAACAAAAGCGGAGAGCUGCUAGCAAAAAACCUCUCACACCUGGACACAGUGCUGGGGGCCCUCGAUGUGCAGGAACAUUCUCUGGGGGUCCUCGCUGUUCUGUUUGUCAAGUUUUCCAUGCCCAGUAUUCCUGAUUUUGAAACCCUGUUUUCUCAAGUCCAGCUCUUUAUCAGCACUUGUAACGGAGAACACAUUAGAUACGCUACAGAUACCUGUAAGUAUUACUCUUAUUAAGAGUUCCACUUUAUGCUCUUCACGUAGUUGCCUGUUUAUCGAAUUGAUUUGGCGUGAAAUCAUCAGAGCAUGUUGUAUGUAAUGCUAAAGUCUAAUUCUGCUUUCCUUCUCAUCCUUACAGCUCUGUUUGUUAGCAAAAUGCUUUAAGCCAGCUCUUGCUUAUUUAGACGUAGAUAUGAUGGACAUCUGUAAAGAAAACGGUGCUUACGAUGCCAGACCCUUCCUGUGCUACUACUACUAUGGAGGCAUGAUCUACACAGGGCUAAAGAACUUUGAGAGGGCGCUUUAUUUUUACGAACAGGCAAUUACAACGCCGGCCAUGGCAGUCAGUCACAUCAUGUUGGAAUCUUAUAAAAAGUAUAUCCUAGUUUCUUUGAUCCUUCUAGGAAAAGUUCAGCAGCUGCCUAAAUAUACCUCACAGAUCGUCGGUAGAUUCAUUAAGCCUCUUAGUAAUGCCUACCAUGAGUUAGCACAGGUCUAUUCAACCAACAACCCGUCAGAGCUGCGGAACCUGGUGAACAAACACAGCGAGACCUUUACCAGAGACAAUAACAUGGGGCUGGUGAAACAAUGUCUGUCCUCCCUGUACAAAAAGAAUAUUCAAAGACUUACCAAAACGUUUCUUACCCUUUCCCUACAAGACAUGGCCAGUCGAGUUCAGUUAUCUGGUGCUCAGGAGGCUGAAAAAUAUGUUCUGUAUAUGAUAGAAGAUGGAGAAAUCUUUGCAAGUAUUAAUCAGAAGGAUGGUAUGGUGUGCUUUCACGAUAAUCCAGAGAAAUACAACAAUCCAGCUAUGCUUCAUAAUAUUGAUCAGGAGAUGCUUCGAUGUAUAGACCUUGAUGACCGGUUAAAGGCAAUGGAUCAGGAGAUCACAGUGAACCCUCAGUUUGUUCAGAAGAGUAUGGGCUCACAAGACGACGACUCAGGAAGCAAGCCAUCCAGUUACUCUUGA
This is a messenger RNA of Staurois parvus, 1270 nucleotides long. NCBI's taxonomy places the organism in Eukaryota, Metazoa, Chordata, Amphibia, Anura, Ranidae. The record is from the annotation of a GenBank genome assembly.